Messenger RNA from Schistosoma rodhaini, 2047 nucleotides. NCBI's taxonomy places the organism in Eukaryota, Metazoa, Platyhelminthes, Trematoda, Strigeidida, Schistosomatidae. The record is from the annotation of a GenBank genome assembly.
GUUUAUUCUGUGCUCCUUGUUAAUAGAUCUCUCAGAUUAAACGAUCACAUAAAAUAAUCGUUCAAGUACUAAACGACUAAUCACUUUUUACUGGUUGGGAGAGACAUUGGAUAUUGAGGUGUUGGCCAAUUUUGUGACUACAGCCGUGAAGGCGGCUUGUAGAAAGCUGUUCGUUACUUGAUCUGCUAUAUUCCCGAUCUACAUUUUUGACUCUAAGGUAGAGUUGUUCAAUAACUUAAGUGCUUUUGAGUCGUCUUCCAUUUUUGUCAACAUGCCUACGGAUACUUAUUAUAAUUUGGAGUCCAUACCUGCUACCGUCGAUGAAGUUGUUGUCUCUGGAUUGGACAGGACACAUGAUUCAAUUGUCAAAAAACAGUUUGUGACAUUGGUGAAAUCUCAGAAUUUGCGGGACCUUUUUGAGAAUGUGAGGGUUGCUAAAGAAAAGCUCGCAAAACUUGGAGUGUUCAAAACUAUUUUCGCUGUUGUGGAUGUGUCUGAAGAUCAUUCGAAGCCGGAUGCAUAUAAAAUUACCUUCAAAGUUGAGGAAAAACGCUUCGUUACUGCCCGAAUGUCAAUGACUCAUGGAACUGAUGGAAUUACAAAAGCAUGUGGAAACGUUCGUCUCAAUAAUUUUGCUCGCCGUGCUGAAUGCGCUGAUAUUGAUGUUGAGAUCGGUUCAAACCAGAUGGUUUCCAAGUUUGCAACUAUUUCAAAGCCAUUGGAAAAUAAUCCAUACGUUCGUGUUAGUAUUGGUGGGACAGAAGGGAAUUGGGAUCACUAUUGGGCUAAAUUUCUGCGACAUGAACGUUCAGUUUUUACAGAAGCUCAAGCAGAAUCCUCCGUUGGAUUGCACAAAUUUCAAUGGGAUGCAGUGUGGCGAGAAACAGAAGUUAAGGAUCCUACUGCACCUUUAGGCGUCCUCAAAGAAUGCGGAUCAGCAGUGAAAUCUAGUCUUCGUCAUGUUUUCGAAUCAGAUGCUCGUCCUGAUUUAGUCUUUCCAGAUUCUGGUUAUCUCUGUAGAAUAAGCCAAGAAAUUGCCUCCAUUACUCCUGGUAGUCAAACAGGACAACCUAAUGUUAGUAAUAUUUCUUCUAGUGAUUCAGGUUCUUUAGUCGAUCGUGCAUUGCAAUUGAAAUUGGAGGGAUUGCUUCAGAAACCAUUUCGUUUAUGUGACUGGCUUGUUGGAGAAGUGACAUUUUCUUCUGGAUUGAUUCAUUCUUUGAGUAAACAUCCGGUUCAUAUUUCUGAUCGAUUUUUUUUGGGUGGACCUUUAGAACUUAGAGGAUUUCAAUGGCGUACUGUAAGUCCAUCAGAGCCAUUACUAGUGCCAACUGUUGGAACGUUAGAUAGUUAUAAAGCAACACUUAAUAAUAACGAUCAACAAUCAUUAUCAACACCUAUGUCAAUUAACUCACCAUCAUCACCUGUUGGUGCUGAUGCUUUCUGGUUAACUGGAGCUCAUUUAUACACUCCAUUGCCAUAUUGGGGCGCUGAAGAAGGUUCAUUAGCUGCACAAUUACGUCUACAUGGAUUCCUUCUUGCUGGUUCUACACUGGAAAGACCUAUUCAAAAAUUGAUUGAUUCACCUUCUACAUGUAGAACUGUUAAUGAAUUUAGUCAGUAUUUCUUGAAUGAACUAAAAGGUCGACCUCGUACCGUAAUUGGUAUGGGUAUAGUAUUUCGUUUCGCUGGAAUUUUACGCGUUGAAUUGAAUUAUUGUUUCCCAAUGACAUAUCAACCUGGUGAUCAAGUAAAGCCUGGAUUCGCUUUUGGAUUUGGAAUGUACUACAUGUGAUUCAUAGAUCAAUCUGUGGUUGUGUAGUUUUAAUUUUCCACUGCAGAAUAUCUUUUUGUGUAUGUGUGUGUGUAUGAAACAGUCAAAUCGACGGAGGUUGAUCCCAUUAGUGACUUUAUUGUUGUUAUUAGCAGUUUAGAUUUACAGUGGUUUCUUCUUUGUUGCAUUUUCGUCUUACUUUAGAUUACCUAAACGGAUACUGUACACACAUUUCAUGUAUAAAUCUAUUAGGAAAUAAAUACAUAUUUCAGU